AUGUUGAAGAUUAUUCGUGUUCUUCCCCCUGUUGUUCCUAGCAGUCAAGUGAAAGCAAACUCCUCAACAUGGGAGGCAUCGGGUGAGACAUUAAACAACAUUGACCAUGAAGCAAUGGUUGUUAACCCUGCCCUUGUAUUAACCAUCCAGGUUAUGUUGACUGACUUUGGGGUCGCAAAGCAAUUUGAUGAAAGCACAAGGUUAAAUUCCAUGUGUGGGACAUUAGAAAUUGUACAAGGGAGGGGCCAUGAUAAGGUCGCUGAUUGGUGGAGUGUUGGAAUUUUAAUGUAUGAAAUGCUUACUAGAAAGCCUUCGGUUAGAGGUAGAAACAGACAGAAGAUUCAGGAGAAAAUAGUGAAGGACAAGAUAAAGCUUCCAGGAUUCUUGUCAAGUGAAGCACAUUCGCUUUUGAAAGGGGUGGAUCACACUUGCUUGGCUAUACGUUAUUCUGUAUGCUUUCAAACUUGUCUUCUUCCUGAAUUCUUUUUCUUUCUAUCAUGGCAACCUUCAACAGUAGUUUUGGACCGGCACAUUCUUGCAAAAGAUAUCGUGUACGUGUUCUUCUGCUGCUAUUGUGGAUUCGGGAAAAUCCUUUCUUACUAG
Messenger RNA from Lactuca saligna, 603 nucleotides. Lineage: Eukaryota; Viridiplantae; Streptophyta; Magnoliopsida; Asterales; Asteraceae. The record is from the annotation of a GenBank genome assembly.